AUGAAACACCACUCACAAGAGUUAUUCGAACUCUGCACGGACACAAAGUCUAUACCACGCCGACGUGCCCGAAGUGUUAGUCCUUCUGCAGCCCGAACAAAUCAACGCCGUGGUCUAGAUCAAUCCUCCAAUUCCCUACGUCCCAAAUCUGGCGGUGGAGAUGAGUUAUGGGACCCAUGGCCGGACGGUGACUUUGAAAGGUUAUUAACAUGGGAGGAGGUAUUAAGAACUGACAAUCUUAGCGAACAUUGGGCUUGUCAGCCAGGAGGAGGAGACAAGAGGGGGUCAGAGUCAGCACUUGCGUGGUCGCAAGGUAAAAAGACGAGACGUGUUUGCCUGGGUGUCAUUACUUGUGAUGAACCUACCUGUGAGGUAGUCACACGUCCGCAGACCCGCCGGGCUGGUAUCAUGGGACAACUCAAUGCAUCGUGCCUUUGUGGUAGUCAGCUCAAGCACAUCGACUGCGGUGUCACAUCAGUGUUGUAUUCAUUCAAAGGAGGCGUCUACUACAUUCACAAGGGCAUUCACCACCAUCCGAAACAAACUCACAUCUUGCAUCUAUCUCGUGACGAGCGGACAAGAUUUGAACAAAUAGUCUUCGAAAAUCCUGCUGCUGGCCCUGCGGCAUUAAUUGCUGGUCGCAACAGCAUUACUGGUACCCGUGAAUCUGUUUCAACGAUCUCCACAGUGCUUCUCAACCAGGACCGUGUCAAGGCCGAGCUGCAAGCACUACGGGGCAAGUCCACUCGAAACUUUGUUGAUGACUUCGCCGAAUUCCAGAAGAACCAUCCAGGAUAUGUUUUGUAUUCUCAAUUCGAAGCAGUCACUGUCGUUGUUGUUCAAACUCAAUUCAUGGUGUCACAACUGGUGACCGACUUCAUCGAGGACGAGGCUGUGAAUGGCAUUGUUUCGGAUGCAGCACAUGGGUUUUGGUACUCAUCUAAGGAUCUUCUCAUAAUUAGUUCGACAUAUUCUGCUUUGCUCGCAUGCUGGGUACCUGGACUCAUGACCUAUGCAAAUGGAGGUUCAGCCGAGCACUACCGAUUACAUUUUCUUGUCCUUUUCAAUUCCAUGGCAGAUGAAUGCGAGAAGCACGGGCGUGAAGUUGUCGACUUCAGCGAGGCUGAACGAGUUGGGUUUACUCAAGCGUUCAUUAUGUUCUGGACCAAUCGUGAGGAUUCACGUGUAUACGAGGAAGGUUGUCGGGUCUUUCUAGUCAGUCGACAAAAGGUUUGCGAAAACUCCGACCUCUACGCGGCUUCGCUACACAGGCAGUAA
This is a messenger RNA of Suillus fuscotomentosus, 1278 nucleotides long. RefSeq lists its product as uncharacterized. The transcript is spliced from 2 exons. The coding region runs from base 1 to 1278 and encodes 425 amino acids. The record is from RefSeq and is a predicted model, not a curated record. NCBI's taxonomy places the organism in Eukaryota, Fungi, Basidiomycota, Agaricomycetes, Boletales, Suillaceae.